This is a messenger RNA of Etheostoma spectabile (orangethroat darter), 2810 nucleotides long. RefSeq names its product family with sequence similarity 131 member Bb (gene fam131bb). The record is from RefSeq and is a predicted model, not a curated record. The coding region runs from base 157 to 1524 and encodes 455 amino acids. NCBI's taxonomy places the organism in Eukaryota, Metazoa, Chordata, Actinopteri, Perciformes, Percidae. The transcript is spliced from 9 exons.
CAAGCGCAGGAGGGAGAGAGAAAAAGAGAGAGCACAGGAAAGCAAGAAAAAGAAGCUAGAGCUGAGAGAAAGAGAGAGUCGCAGGCAGAAGAGGGAGAAUGCGCGGUGUCUGGAUAACACUUACACGCUUGUAUCCAGGGCCUUUGUGAAUACACCAUGGGAUGCAUCGGCUCCAGGACACUGACGGGAGAUGGCGUGCCAGUCCAGAAGGAUGGGGAGCAGCAUGGACGUUCAGAAUUUUCAUGGGAAGGAAUCAAUCUGUCUAUGGAAGACACCACGUCAAUUCUGCCAAAGCUCAAGAGGAACUCAAAUGCUUACGGCAUCGGGGCUCUGGCUAACGCUUCUCUGUCAGGUGUGUCAGGUGUCAGUCGCACUAUGAAGGAGAGAGUGACCAAGCCCACAGCCAUGGCCCAGGGUCGUGUUGCUCACAUGAUUGAAUGGCAAAACUGGGGCAUGAGUACGGUGGGUCCCGGGGGCGUCCCCCUGCCCCGCAUCACUACCCAGGAGCGGGAAAAGGAGCGGCGGCUGGAGAGCGACGCCUACAGUGACCUUAGUGACGGAGAGAAGGAGGCUCGAUUCACUGCAGGUAUCCUGCAGCAGUUUGCGAUCUCAGAGGCUACACUCAUGGCCUGGGGAUCGAUGGAUGGAGAUAGCCGGUCGGGCUCAAACCAAGGCAGUGUGGCUCAUCUGAGCGAGAUCAACCAGGAAAGCAUCACCAGUCGAGAUCAGAUAUUGCACCACUCCUCAGCAGAGGUGUGGCCUCACACAUAUGUCUCCCAGGGCCACUACUGCCUCUCCUCCUCUGAUGCCUGGGAGCCAAUCAGCAACGAUCCCUCUGGCGUGGCGUCUCCCCCUGCUGGCUCCUACGUUAUGGGGACUGAUGGGUAUGACGGGCAGGCAGCGGCUCACUUUCUGUCGCAGCAACAGCAGCAGCAGUACACUCUCCAGCAGCAGAAUCAACUACAACAGCUGCAGCAGAUCCAUCAGAUCCAGCAUUACCAGCAACAGCAGCUUCUGCAGUAUCAGCAACAACAGUCGCUGGAGCAAAGGUUGCACAGUGCCAACCACUCUUUGCAAGCGACGCCCAACAGCACCAUCCACAGCCUGGUCCAUCCCGUUCACCCACCAUUGGUCGAUCUGUGGAACACGGGGCAGAUGGAGGCCUAUCAGACAGACGCUGGAAGCUACAUGGGUGUGGCGGCAAUGGUGGAGCCCAGCCUCUGUGUUCCUUCUGGAGAUGACAUGGGAACAGAACACUCCCCACUACUGGAGCAGCAGGAGGAGGAGGAGGAGGAGGAGGUCGUCAAGGAGGAAGAGAUAACAAUGUGCAUGGAGCCAGAGUUGGCCUCGUUGACUCCGCCCACGCAACAAGGGGAUGCCUCUGGUGGCAGUAGUCCGGGGCAACCGCCGGCAGAGCCAAUCACAGAGCGGAAGUCCUCCGAUGUCACCUCCAGCCUCAUUCAGAGGCUAGAGAAGGAAGAGGAAGAAGGGCAGGGGCCAGCUGCUUCCAUGGCAAACAACUGAGUACCUGGCUUGUCAAGAGACAAUUAUAAACUGACCUGGGAGUCAGCAAGGAAUGAGCGUAAUAAUACAAUAUAUAUCCAUUAAUCUGUUCCUUUUCAGGUAUCAAAAACAACUUUUUGGUUGCGAGAUGAAUUCUUCAGAAUGGUAAAAAACUGAUUUGGAGAUGGACUCAAAUGAGACAAAAGCUGAUGCAACAAAGGACACCUAUUUCUUUGUAAGCCUUACAUCCCAAAGGUAAUUGAAGAGAGGAGGGUGGAGAAACUGAAGAGGAGGAGGCUAAAAAGGAGGAGGAGCACUAACUGAAUGAGACAUUUUCAUCAGGAUAAUGAAACCACGUUGAGAUGAAGAGGAAGGGAAAGAAAACAUGCAUGCUUUUAUGAAGACAAACAAUUCGACCCUGUCAUCGUCGUAUAAUAAUAAUAAUAAUAAUGAUGAAGAAUCUACCAUAAUAACACAUUAUAAUAAGAAUAAUUUUGUAACAAAGCAAAAAAAAACAACAACAAAUCUAUGUAUAAGUGUAUGAUAAGAUAUAAUAGUUUUCCUAUGGGAGAACUAAUCUGUUUACAGCUGUUACUCAACAUAUUAGUGUUUAAUCUAAUUCAUUUCCCUGUUGCAUCCAACACAUUGUACACACGUGUAAUUAAAAUUAGGUUCAGAAAAUGUCAGCAUUUCAGUGAAAUGCAGAUUAUCCUUCUAAAAUAAAUUCUUCUAUGAUGUUGUGGCACCAGGAUGCCCGAGGCACAACCCAGGGACAGGCCUGUCCUGCUGACUGCACUCAUUAAACUGCACAGAUAAGGAUUGUACUGUAAGAUAGUGGGCUUCCUACGGUCUCUCUGUAUGCAUGUUUCUUCAGAGCACUAUGGAGUACUUGUACUAUAGAGCACUGUAUAGACUUUGCACUGAUCCAUAGUAUCCCAGGUGGGGCCACAGUGGGCCCGCAGUGAGUUUCAUUAGAGAGAAAUAAAGACAGAGCAGUAUAAGCAAAUCUCUUUUGCACUGAUGCAAUCCAACAGAUCAGAGGUUGCCUUUGGACUGUUGACGGUAGCCAGUUCCGACUCUGACAACCAAAACCGAGCCACUUGACAACACAAACCCUCAGCUGCUUUUCUUUUUUCUCCAUAGACCUAGUCACUACAAAACGAGGAUGCUAACUACUAUUUGAAUGUACUGGAAGACAGACAGCAGUACAUAAGUACAUUUUAUUUGUUAUGUCUCCUCAUGGUCCACAUGGGAAAGAGUCAAAUGCUUUCUUAAGAAACAAAGAUAAGUCUUUCAACAUGUGGGAG